AUGGCAUCGAAUCCUCAAUCUCUACAACCUCCUCCACAAUCCCGCGCCGACCAGCGCCCAACAUACCCCGCCCUCGCACACCCUGGUCCCGGCGUCGCAACGCCCACCACUGGCUCCGCGACGCAAACCAUAACUUCCACACCCACAGACACGCCACGAUCCUCACGCUCCCCCGAACCAAGCCUUGUGCUCCGUCUGCGCGGCGCGCACACUUCGCGAACGCAUACGCAUACGCAGCCCAAUGAGAACGAAAUGGACGAAGAAAGCGAAAGCCGGCCACGCAUCCGGUGGGCGGAAGAUGUGGUGGACAACGAGGGUCUAGGCCGCAAGAGCAGCAAGGUGUGCUGCAUCUACCACAAGCCACGGGAGGUGGGCGAGAGUUCGUCCGAGGACGACAGUUCGAGCAGCAGUGACUCCGACAGCGGCGGAGCAAGCGACUCGGCUGACGAUGGUGGAGCUCGAAUGGCUGGUGGAAGUGGCGGCAGUAGGGGUCGAAAGGGCAAGGGUAAGAGGAAGCAUCGGCAUGAGAAGGACUGCGAGCAUGACCACGGCGCUGGGAAGAGGAGGCCUAGUCCCAACGCGUACGAGAAGAUGCCGCACUACGGGAAGAAAUCAUGA
Molecule: messenger RNA, 618 nt
Organism: Cyphellophora europaea CBS 101466
Lineage: Eukaryota; Fungi; Ascomycota; Eurotiomycetes; Chaetothyriales; Cyphellophoraceae
Exons: 1
Coding region: 1-618 (205 amino acids)
Cellular component (GO): nucleus
Molecular function (GO): protein serine/threonine phosphatase inhibitor activity; protein phosphatase 1 binding
Source: RefSeq, a predicted model, not a curated record